AUGAGGAGCGCAGCCAAGCCCUGGAGUCCUGUCGUCAAAGCCGGGAGCCAUGGCCCCGAACGUGCACGGCCCCUUCCUACAGCUUCUUCUGGCAUGAGGAGUUCUAAAUCUUCAACCUCCUUGGCUUUUGAGUCCCGGCUCAGCAAGCUCAAGAGGGCCAGUAGUGAGGAUAUGCUCAACAAACCUGGAAGUACCACCUCAUCAGGGGUAGUUCGACUGAAAAAGACUUCGACAGCAGGAGCCAUCUCUGAGCUAGCUGAGAGUCGCCUGAGGACCAAUACAGGGGCUGUUUCAACAACCAAACGGACAGGCAUUCCAGCUCCCCGAGAACUCUCAGUAACUGUCUCAAGAGAGAGGUCUGUGCCACGUGGUCCCUCCAACCCAAGGAAAUCUGGGUCCAGUCCAACUUCCUCCUGUACCCCGACCCCUACCAAGCACCUGAGGACCACUUCAGCAAAAUCCAAGCAAGAGAAUGAAGGUGGAGAAAAAGCUGUUCUUGAGUCUCAAGUUCGGGAACUUCUGGCAGAAGCCAAAGCCAAAGACAGUGAAAUCAACAGGCUUCGAAGUGAACUAAAGAAAUGUAAGGAGAGAAGGGCCCUGAGCACUGAGGGGACUGAUGCUUCGGACCCAAGUGUUGAUGGGAUAUCAGCCCCACCAGGUGACACAGAAGCUUUAUUAAGAGCCCUUGAGGAGAAGAACAAAAUCUUUCAGAAAGAGCUUGCUGACCUAGAGGAAGAAAAUAGGGCCUUGAAGGAGAAACUGACUUACCUCGAGCAGUCACCAAAUUCUGAAGGGGUAGCAAGUCACAUUGGUGACAGCAGCUGCCCAACAUCCAUAACUCAAGAGUCAAGCUUUGGAAGUCCAACUGGAAAUGAGCUGUCAAGUGAAAUUGAAGAGUAUAAAAAAAACACACAUGGAAAUACACUGCGGACAUCAGGGUCCUCGAGCAGCGAUGUUACCAAAGCUUCCUUGUCACCAGAUGCCUCUGAUUUUGAGCACAUCACUGCAGAUACCCCGUCUCGGCCCUUGUCCUCCACUAGCAACCCUUUUAAGAGCUCCAAGUGUUCCCCUACUGGGAGUUCCCCAAAUAACGCCAGCGAGCUGUCCCUGGCUUCCCUCACAGAGAAGAUACACAAGAUGGAAGAAAAUCAGCACAGCACUGCAGAAGAGCUGCAGGCUACUCUGCAAGAGUUAUCAGACCAGCAGCAAAUGGUGCAGGAACUGACAGCUGAGAACGAGAAACUGGUGGACGAGAAGACGAUUUUAGAGACAUCAUUUCACCAGCAUCGAGAAAGGGCAGAGCAGCUAAGUCAAGAAAAUGAGAAACUGAUAAACCUUUUACAAGAGCGAGUGAAGAAUGAAGAGCCCAAUGCCCAAGGAGGAAAAAUCCUGGAGCUGGAGCAGAAGUGCACAGAUAUUCUUGAGAAGAGCCGCUUUGAAAGAGAGAAGUUGCUCAAUAUUCAGCAGCAGUUGACCUGUAGCUUACGGAAGGUUGAGGAAGAAAACCAAGGAGCUUUAGACACGAUUAAGCACCUAAAGGAAGAAAAUGAAAAACUUAAUGGGUUUCUAGAACUAGAGCGGUGUAAUAAUAGUGUGAUGGCCAAAACUUUGGAAGAAUGUAGAGUUACCUUGGAAGGCUUGAAGACGGAGAAUGGGUCCUUGAAGUCUCAUUUGGAGGGAGAAAAGCAAAAAACUAUGGAGACCAGUAGUAGUACCCUGGGGCAGACAGCAGAGAACUGUAAAGUCCAGGAAAUGUUGGAAGUGGCUCGAGCUGAAAAAGAUCAACUGGAACUGUCUUGCACAGAGCUCAGACAAGAAUUGCUAAAGGCAAAUGGUGAAAUUAAACAUGUUUCAAGCCUGCUAGCCAAGAUGGAAAAAGAUUAUUCUUACCUGAAGGAGAUCUGUGAUCAUCAAGCAGAACAGCUGAGCAGAACCAGCCUAAAACUGCAAGAGAAAGCAUCAGAGAGUGAUGCAGAGAUAAAAGACAUGAAAGAAACCAUAUUCGAAUUGGAAGAUCAGGUGGAACAGCACCGGGCUGUCAAGUUACACAAUAAUCAACUCAUUAGUGAGCUGGAAAGCAAUGUGAUCAAAUUGGAGGAACAGAAGUCAGACUUGGAACGGCAGCUGAAGACCCUGACAAAGCAGAUAAAGGAGGAGACAGAGGAAUGGAGGCGGUUCCAGGCAGACCUGCAAACUGCAGUGGUUGUGGCCAAUGACAUCAAGUGUGAGGCCCAGCAGGAACUGCGCUCUGUUAAGAGGAGGCUGCUGGAAGAGGAAGAGAAGAACGCCAGGCUACAAAAGGAGCUGGGGGACAUGCAGGGCCAUAGCAGCUCCAUGGUCUCUGUCAGCUAGCAGAGCAUUUGGUGGAAGAAAGACAGUCCAGCCCUUGCCAUGAUUGGAAACUACAGCCAUUUCUAUAUGAAAGGGGGAGUCUGUAGAGGAGAAAUUACUGCUUUAUAAAGAACCCAGUUGUUUUGUGUACAUUCAUUGUUCCCCACAGAGUCAUUGCAAUCAAGUCUCUUUACUUUUUUCCUACAUUCUGGAAUCAAAUCAUGCAUGAUCAAAGAUAAUCAUUUUGUCCCCCCCUCAGAAGAUUCAGUGUUCUCUUUUUGGAAGAGUAAAAUGAAGUUCAGAAAAAAAAUUUAAAAACAAGUCCUUUGAAAGAAAUAUUUUAUAUGCAACCGGAGUGUUCAGAAAGAAUAACUGCAUAGCAAACUCCAAGUGUUGGUGAAUGUAUGGGUUCUCCUUUUGGAGUUUAUUUUUAUGCUGCCUUUUGGUAUAGUAUCUGAUAAUCUGAGAAUUCACACUACCCAAGGCAAAAUAAGAAGCCGUCUGCAUGAUGCCUUAUUCUGAAGAAGUUAGAAAGUUCUGCUCCCUUUUAUCAAGUCUUGAUUCAGCCUUUCCAAGCUGGGGUCUCGCUUUAUUACCUCAUCUGAAACAAGCUACCACCAAGCUUUGGUCUAUUUUCCAGAAUCUUCAUUGAGCUAAACAUAAAUAGAUAUUUGGUUGAUAAUAAAAGAUGAAGUUAACCAGAUAGGUAUGCAGUAACAGUGCUAACUGAAAACUAAUGAAGGACAACUUACAACAAAAGACUUGUGAAUAAAACUUACCAUGAAAACUUAAAAGAUUUUUUAAUGCAGAAGUGUACAAUUCAGAGUUGGGAAGAACAUUUGUAAAUAUCUUUACCUGAUUCAGCAAAGUCCAUCAGGCAAAAGCCUACUGCUGUGCUUCUCAUGUGAGGAGACGUUUACAGUGUAUACAGUGUAGGGUUGUUAGCUGCAUCAUGCAUGCUAAGGAUAAGAUAGGAGUUGUUAUCUAAUAAAGGAAAAAUUAGGAUCAAGAAUGCUUUUUAAACUCAGGAAGAUGUUUUGGGGAAUCAAACUGGGGAGUACAGAUUCACUAGAAAUAUUUAGCUUUGUGUGGGAAAGAAGAGACGUUAAUGUCUUCUCUGUAAAAAUAAUUAAGAUACUUGCUGAAAUUGUCUAGUAGGAUUGAAAUUUUUAUUCUAAGAGAUAUUUACCUCAGAUUGAGAAUUUUUAGAAUGACUUAAAAUUUACUUGCUGGGUGUUUUCAAAUAUAAACAACAGUAAAUAAAAAAAAAUAAGAAAAAUGCAACCUCAACUUAAAAUGCACA
This is a messenger RNA of Urocitellus parryii (Arctic ground squirrel), 3634 nucleotides long. RefSeq names its product sperm antigen with calponin homology and coiled-coil domains 1 (gene Specc1). Gene Ontology annotation, molecular function: protein binding. The record is from RefSeq and is a predicted model, not a curated record. NCBI's taxonomy places the organism in Eukaryota, Metazoa, Chordata, Mammalia, Rodentia, Sciuridae.